Messenger RNA from Argiope bruennichi, 1932 nucleotides. Its product is annotated as protein OPI10 homolog. The record is from RefSeq and is a predicted model, not a curated record. Gene Ontology annotation, biological process: protein import into nucleus. Gene Ontology annotation, molecular function: Hsp70 protein binding; nuclear import signal receptor activity. The transcript is spliced from 4 exons. Gene Ontology annotation, cellular component: nucleus; cytosol. NCBI's taxonomy places the organism in Eukaryota, Metazoa, Arthropoda, Arachnida, Araneae, Araneidae. The coding region runs from base 118 to 714 and encodes 198 amino acids.
ACGCUAAAGCAUGCUCAAGCGUUUUGUUUACGAGUUCCACAGUGUUAAAGUUAUUAACGUUUUUCGUUUCUGAUUUAUUAUUUAAUCGAGACAGUUUAAAGAACUUAUUUAAUCAACAUGGCCGCACCCAUGUUUGCUGUACUUGUUUCCGGUAGACUGGUUCAGACAGAUUUUCAAACUCUAGAUACUACCAAGUUUGUAACAAAUAUAGUAGAUGCUGAUAAUGUAAAUCACUUAGUGGUUUUUUUAACUGGUGCUCAACCGUUUCCUGAUGGCUUUGGAGGAUCAGUGUACUUCAGUUGGCCUGACCCUAAUGCAGCUCCAUCAUGGCAGCUGUUGGGUUUUAUUUCCAAUGCCAAACCAAGUGCCAUAUUCAAAAUAUCAAAGCUAAAAUCAGAUGACUCUAUAACUACUCCAUUUGGUGUGCAGCCUAUUUCGCAUGUGGCACAAUUGGGCAUAUCCAUUGAACCUCUGCAGCAAUUGGAAUUACAGACUCCUGUUACGGCCAGCAAUCCGUCCAAUGUGGAUUCUUUCAUGGAAUUCACUACCAAAAUGUUGGAGAAUUUUGUGAAUUACAUUUGUUCCUUUGCUAUUACACCAAAUCAGAUUCCCCCUGGCACAUCAGAAAAUUAUAUACCCAUCAGUACGGUGCAGCAGUGGUAUGUGAACUUUCAGAGGCGUCUGCAGCAAAAUCCUAAUUUCUGGAAAAGUUGAUGAAAUAAAUAAGCUUGUAAAUAAUUAUUAUGUAUUUGUUUCAUUUUAUAAUUCUUUAUCUCAUUUCUUUGUCCUAUUAUGAGUUAUUUCCAUGACUCCUGAACCUACCUCAUUAACCUGUUCAUAAAAAUAAGAAUAUAUAUAUAUAUAUUUACUCUCUCAGUUUAAAACUUUUUCUGAAUUUAUGGUAUACAUUUGUAAGCGAUUGUAAUAUAAGUUCUAAGUUUACAAACGGCAUAUUUAAACAUACUUUAAAAUAUUAAUUAAUUUCAUGUCAAGUGAAAUUUGACUUUGUCUUGGACCUUCACAAUAUACUAAAUUUCCUGAUAGCUGUCUGUUCAAGAUAAAAUUUUACUUUAAUAAUACAAAAAAAUCUAGAAAAAUUUCAUUUUAUUAUUUUAAUUUGCUACUUAUUAUUGUGUACUAUUUUUUAUUCUGGUAUCAGAGUAUUUUUAUGGUUGUAUUAAUUAAAAUUGUAUUUUCUUUAUUCAAAAUUUCUAACUUAUACUAUCACCUAUUAUUUAACUCUUAUUGACAGAUAAAUAAGAGAUGCCUUGGUUACAAAAUUAUUUAUACUUAUCUUUUAUAUUUUUUUGAAAUGUAUUUUUGGUCAGAGGGAUUAUCUUUUUUUCACUUGCAUAUUUUAUGUUUUGUUCAUUAUUAAAAGAUAAUCAAAAAAUAAUUUUUUGUCUUUUUCUUUUUUUUAACUAUGAUCACAAACUCCCUUUUCAGACUUAUGUUUGAAUUUUAACCCUUUAAUUGGCAAAUUUUAAAAAUGUGUUGUAAAAAAUUCUUUUUUGAAUGCACAUUCUAAGUAAGAUAUUUAUGAUAUAUUUAUGCCUUCUUAGAAAUUUUUCUAAUUAAAUAACUCAUUUAUUUAAAUUAAUUUUAAUUGUUACCCAGAAAUAUUUGUACAAAAGCAUGCUUACAUUACCCAAGUAAAGCAUUUGGAAUUAUAGAUCUCCUAUAAGAGCCAAUGAAAACACAUGUUGCUUCUGAACAACCAUGCCAAAUAAAGGGUUAAAAAAUGGUUAUUUGGCAUAUGUCUUUAAUAAUAUAAAAUAAAAUGAUUCAAACGAGAACUAUUUUGCAGAGUUCUGCUUUAGAAUGUGUUUUCUUUAACUGUCCAAACUUAAUGGCUGUACAUUUAGAGCUUUUUUAAUGCACUUGGUGAUAUGUAAAGCAUUAAAUAUAAUAAAUGAUUUUUUAACCAGUAAA